This is a messenger RNA of Aptenodytes forsteri (emperor penguin), 2046 nucleotides long. It is a transcript of the gene ENO4, whose product is annotated as enolase family member 4. The coding region runs from base 1 to 2046 and encodes 681 amino acids. The transcript is spliced from 16 exons. Gene Ontology annotation, biological process: glycolytic process. Gene Ontology annotation, molecular function: magnesium ion binding; phosphopyruvate hydratase activity. Gene Ontology annotation, cellular component: phosphopyruvate hydratase complex. Lineage: Eukaryota; Metazoa; Chordata; Aves; Sphenisciformes; Spheniscidae. The record is from RefSeq and is a predicted model, not a curated record.
AUGGACAGUGGGAUUGAGCGCACCCUCAGCAGGUUUGCCACCAACACCAAGCUGUGUGUUGUGGUCGACACGCUGGAGGGAAGGGAUGCCAUCCAGAGGAACCUAGACAGACUUGAGAGGAUUGCAGCAGGAUCUCGAAGGGAUACUCAGUCGUUACUUUCAAAAUAUAAAGGCAAUAAGGAAGUCCUUAUGGUGAAGGUAACACUUGUGAACUCAUUUAUGCCUUCUUACAAGUCUCUCUUUGUGGCAAUCAAAAAUUACAUUUCACAAAUACAUGUUUGUACGCAGUUACUUAAAAUGAAAAAGGCUAACUACUUUUCUAAAUUUUCAAAAGCUCCAGUAAUAUGCAAAUUAGUUGGAAGAAAAGUUCUUGAUGGAGUUGGUCAGCCAACAUUAGAAGUGGAAAUAUACUGUACAGUUAAAAACUAUGAGAAGAGGAUUUGUUCCACUGUAAUGUCUUCUCAUUCUCAAAUACCUGAAAAUGCUUUACCUGAAACAACUGAAGCUGAUGAGAAAGAAAGAAGUGACUCUGUUAACACUGCUGUGGAAUGGGUGAAUGAAUCACUGAACACAAUGUUAAGAGACUUGAAGCCUACUGACCAGUGUACAGUUGAUAAGAUGCUUGGUGAAUACUUUACAAAAAAGGUAGAAGAAAAAAAAGAAAUUCAAAAGCAAGAAGAAGAAGAAGCAGAAGCCACUCUUGCCCUUACGUCAUGCACUCCAUCAGCAACAGCACUACCUGGCAAAAAAAAAGCAGCAAACCCAGGGAAGAAGGUGGCAGUUGCAGAGAGAACAAUCCCACCUGCAGAACCUGUUGAAUCAGUGCUUUGUGGCAGCUUAGCCAUUGGGGGAACAUCACUUGCUAUAGCUAAGGCUGGUGCCACCAUUAGCCGUAUCCCAUUGUACUUACAUAUUGCACUGCUGAAAUGUAAUCAGGAUUCACCUAAAGAAAUUACUCUGCCACUUCCAAUGGUUACUCUGUUGAACUGUGAAAAAAUUUCACCUUCAACACUGAAAUUAGUGAAAGAAGUUAUGCUUAUACCACCGGUUCAGUUAUCACUCAAACAGGGCAUAGAAAGAGUUCUGGAUAUUCAGAAAGAAAUUAUGAGACUGUUGGAGCCUCCAGGCAAAGCGCCCAGUCCUCAACUAGCAGAUAGUAAGAAAGGCAGAGCACAUAAUACAGGGAAGAAAGCUCCGCCACAAGCCUUAAAAAGAAUAUCACAUUUAGGUUGCCUAAUAACAGGAUGCGAUAAUCUAGAACAACUGCUACUCCUAAUGCAAACAGCUUGCAACAAUAUAGGUCUGGAGCUAGGAACAGACAUGCACUUAGCAAUAAAUUGUGCUGCUCAUGAAUUAAUGGAUUACGUUAAAGGAAAAUAUGAAAUACUCACUGGAACGUUCAAAAGACCUGAUGAAAUGGUUGACAUGUAUGUGGAACUGAUUAAUAAAUUUCCUUUUAUUAUUGCAUUAAUAGAUCCCUUAAGAAAAGAGGACAGACAACAAUGGAAUCACAUCUGUUGUGCUCUUGGUUCCAAGUGUUACCUGAUUGCUGAAGAUGCUGCCACAUAUAUUUCCAAACUUAAAAUUGACCAAAACAUAAACAUACCAACGUGCAGUGGUGUUGUCCUAAAAUAUAUUAACCAAACCAGGGUAUCAGACCUCAUAGAACUUACUGGACUUCUAGAUGGUCAAAGACAUAUUACCAUAUUAGGAAGUCCAGAUGGAGAAUCUUCUGAUGAUAGCCUUGUGGAUCUGGCUGUUGGACUGGGUGCCAGGUUUAUCAAGUUGGGAGGUCUUUCCCGCGGAGAAAGGGUGACCAAAUACAACCGCCUUCUUGCUAUAGAGGAAGAACUGGCCAAGAAUAGAACGCUACGUGAAGCAAAUCUUGAAUUUAUUGCUUUUGCUGAAGAAUCACAGCCAGAAAAACAACUUUCUGAUGUACUUCCUCCCCCAAAGCAGGAUUCGUUGCCUCCACAGCUCUCUCAGCCAGCCCUGCAGGUUCGCAGCCUGCCUGCUCAGCUCCCAGAGAACAGCACACUGACCUAG